Molecule: messenger RNA, 470 nt
Organism: Phalaenopsis equestris
Lineage: Eukaryota; Viridiplantae; Streptophyta; Magnoliopsida; Asparagales; Orchidaceae
Product: 60S ribosomal protein L29-1-like
Exons: 3
Coding region: 103-291 (62 amino acids)
Biological process (GO): cytoplasmic translation
Cellular component (GO): cytosolic large ribosomal subunit; ribosome
Molecular function (GO): structural constituent of ribosome
Source: RefSeq, a predicted model, not a curated record
CAAACUAGGGUUUCCCGUCGCCAAAUAAAACCCUACUUCUGAUUUGUUCGGCGGAUUGGCAUCCAAAGCAAGCCGCUUUUGAUCCUCCGCCGCUGCGUCGGAAUGGCGAAGUCGAAGAAUCACACGGCUCACAACCAAUCACACAAGGCUCACAAGAACGGCAUAAAGAAGCCUAAGAGACACAGGCAAACCUCCACUAGAGGGAUGGAUCCGAAGUUCUUAAGGAACCAGAGGUACGCUAGGAAGCACAACAAAAAGAGCGGUAGCUCAGGCUCUGAAGCAGAGGAGUAGUUGAAUUAAUGUGUAAACCGCACCUGGUCAUUUGUAUUUCUAUUUCAGCAAACUAUGUUUUUAAGGUCUUAUUUGUGCUACUAUAACAUGUCUCUUGUUUUUGCUACUAUGUCAUUUUUAAUCUCUUUGUGAAACGUGGAAUGCUUUUGAAUUCAUGAAUCAAAGCUAACUUAUCUGAA